Molecule: messenger RNA, 1565 nt
Organism: Amoebophrya sp. A120
Lineage: Eukaryota; Dinophyceae; Syndiniales; Amoebophryaceae
Source: the annotation of a GenBank genome assembly
GACAACGAUCGCGCGGCCCUAGCAGACAAUGAAUGAGGCCAGCCGGUGCGUCAGCUAAAGUAGAAGACCCCUCGUUGACAAGAAAAUCGGUCUCCGAACUGUAUGUAGCCAGUGUCCUUUUGUUCAGAAUAGAAUUCCUUACACACUCUUUCACACGGCAAUAAAAAACCAUGCCACUCUCGUCUUCUCUCAGCCACCUGCGCUCUGCUGGUGCAUCCAAUGCCAGACUUGCUUGCACGAGCGUUGCGGUCGCUCCCUCUGGGCUCCGAGCAGCCGCGGCCACUAGGAUAAGCUUUUUGCCGCAGCACAACUACGGAUCAUCUUCCCAAAACCAGACGGGAAAAAUGGAUGCGACAGGAGGCCAGAGUUUUCGUAUUGGAACCGGACACGGGUCAAUGUGCGACUGCGGAGGGUGUUUGCAGGUUGGUGGUGUCAGGGCCUUUUCCUCCGCUCCGCAAGCAAAUCCAUUGGAAGCGUUGUUAGAGAAGGUAUUCGUAAGUAAUUGAACUUUGUGUUGCAGAAGAUGAUUAGCAUAAAAUGUCACUUCCUUCAUGCCUCUCUAGAGCAAGCACGACUGGCCUGAACUUUGUAAUGCACAAUGCUGAAACAAAACAGGUUCCUGCAGGUGUAAAGCAAGUUUUGCACGAGCCGAUGGAGCGGAUGUCAAAACAGAUGGACUCCUGUAUGGAAAUUAUGUAAAGCAAAGGCGCAGUCUUGGGUGGCGCAACCAAAUGUUUGUCAUGCAUAAAAAUAGGCACACUUGGACUUGAAACAAAGAAAGUGUUAGUUCGUAUUGGCAACAAGCGACAUUGAUGUACAGUGUGACAAAACUUCUAACGUGUCACUCCCAAGAUCAAGCUCUUUUCUUCUCCAUACUUGUGACAGACAAGAGCGUCGAGCACAUCUCGGGCGUUGUGCAUGCACUGAUCUUGCUGUAUUGAGGUCUUUUUGAAAAUAUUAAUGCAUCACAACGACCUUGUCGGCUUACUCACAUACUAAGGACCUAGUUUCUGAACUACAUGUAGUACUACGUACUGCAGCAUGUUGUAAACACUGACAGAUGUUCAUGUUGCAGACUCCGACCGAAAUAUUAAAAUCAAAACCUCCAACGACGUAAAAAUGCUUAUGCUGGCAGGUCUCGGUCCAACCUGAUUUCCGAGCAAGAGUUGGACGAGAAGCUGGGAAAACUUCUCCCCGAACAAGCCGUGACGAUUGUCAAGGAGCAGGCGAAACUGCUGCCAGCGGACCCGUACAUGACAAAGUUAGACGAGCUGAACACGAAAUUAGACGCGUUGACGAAGAAAGUGGACGGGAUGGGAGCGGUAAAGAAGUGAACUGCUGGGCCGCUGUGCGUAGUAGGAGUGAACACAAAGAUAGUACAAAGAUACCUAUCAGAAACUUGAACACCAUCACGAGCAGAAUGCUUUGUCUACGUGUGAGAUGAUAUGACUUCAGUUUGUAGUUCCGCUUUGCUGUCAUGACUUACCGUCUAUGACCCUGUUCGUGGGGGCAGAGGCAGGACGGCAUUGCGCUAGUCUGACACAAUAAAUGUAGAUGGACGUCGG